AGAGCUUAUAGUGGGAACAUCAAUUCUAAACCCUAAGAUUUUCGCGUCAGUCGUUCUGCUCGUUGAGGUGCGCAGGGGAACGAUGGCAUCGAGGUCAGGGCAACCGGUCGAGGAGGAGGAUGCAUCGGAGUUGAAGCUUGGGGAGGAUUUUGUGAAGGCGAAGUGUUUGAUGAAUGCCGAAGUGGCGCUCGUGCUGCAGCGUAAGUACGAACAGUUGCAGCAGCUGGCGGAUGACCCUUCCUCACAGAUUUCUCAGGUGUUUGAAAGGAGUCUUCAGUAUGUGCGGCGGUUCAGUCGCUACCAGAACCCUGACGCUGUGAAGCAAGUGCGAGAGGUUUUGACGAGGAACCAGUUGCACGAGUUUGAGGUAUGUGUGAUCGGGAACUUAUGUCCGGAGACCGUUGAGGAGGCCAAGGCACUGGUUCCGUCGAUUACCAAGAGGGGGCGUAUGGACGAAGAGAAGAUUGAGACCAUGCUUACCGACCUUGCGACAAUCAAGAAGUUCGAAUAGUGGGUGUAGUACCAGUGCUCUUGCACGGUCUCUAUUUUGGAUAUUUUUGGGGAUGUGGGUGGUUGCGAACAUGCUUAUGCACGAUGGAGGGUGACUUUCGUGGGGUUGAGACCAUGCGAUAGAACUAGUAUUUUGGACACUUUGUGUAGGAGAUAAAACUUACUUUUGUACAGAAAGAUUGCAAACCUAUGCGUUCAGUAUGUUAGCGUAUCGUAACAGCUUAAGAUGACUUAUGUUCCAUUCUAUAGGAUCCGGUAUUUCUUUUCUCUGGUUAAGUCAGCGUCUUAGAGGUUUUCAAUUGUGGAACUUUACUACUUCUCUUAAAAUAUCAGGAAUGAUUGAAUGUAUCUAGUCUAUAAUGAUCUUGCGAACAAGAUUUUAUUCAUCUGCUUUA
Messenger RNA from Physcomitrium patens, 905 nucleotides. RefSeq names its product DNA-directed RNA polymerase II subunit 4. Gene Ontology annotation, cellular component: RNA polymerase complex. Lineage: Eukaryota; Viridiplantae; Streptophyta; Bryopsida; Funariales; Funariaceae. Gene Ontology annotation, molecular function: nucleotide binding. The record is from RefSeq and is a predicted model, not a curated record. Gene Ontology annotation, biological process: DNA-templated transcription initiation.